Molecule: messenger RNA, 1940 nt
Organism: Heterobasidion irregulare TC 32-1
Lineage: Eukaryota; Fungi; Basidiomycota; Agaricomycetes; Russulales; Bondarzewiaceae
Exons: 13
Coding region: 169-1770 (533 amino acids)
Biological process (GO): glycerol catabolic process
Cellular component (GO): cytosol
Molecular function (GO): glycerone kinase activity
Source: RefSeq, a predicted model, not a curated record
CUUGUUCUCGAGUCCCUUCAGGGCUUGUGUGUGAUCAACCCAAGUGUUGCGCUCGACACCACCAACAAAGUCAUCUAUCUAAAAGAGCUCAAUCAGUCAAAGGUUGCUUUGAUAUGUGGUGGAGGAUCGGGGCAUGAACCCGCACACUCAGGUUUUGUCGGGGAGGGCAUGUUGACAGCUGCGGUGUGUGGGAAUGUAUUUGCAUCACCUGGCUCUAGUCAGGUGAGGGGGGCCAUCGACCUUGUGGACAACGAGAAGGGCACGCUCAUCAUCGUAAAGAAUUACACUGGUGAUGUAUUGAACUUUGGCCUUGCAAAAGAACAAUAUGCCGCCCUUCAUCCGGAGAAAGCAGAUCGCGUCAAACUCAUUGUCGUUGGGGAUGACGUCGCUGUAGGAAGGACCCAAGGCAGUAUCGUGGGGCGCAGGGGUCUUGCGGGCACUGUCUUGGUAUACAAGAUCGCCGGUGCACUCGCUAGUUUAGGAGGCGAGUUCGAAAAAGUUUACAAAACAGCCGAGUGGGUGGCGAACAACCUUGCUACAAUCGGUGUAGGACUAGAUCACUGCCAUGUCCCCGGUACGGCCGUGGCAGAAUCGCAGAUGAAGGAAGGCGAAAUCGAAAUCGGUUUGGGAAUCCACAACGAGUCGGGAAACAGACGCGUAUCGCCCAUCCCAUCGCUUCAUGACCUCGUUCAGCAGCUCCUCGACCCUCUUCUCUCAACAUCGGACCCCGAGCGCUCGUUCCUCCCACUUAGGGGCGAAGGUGAUGAGGUCGUGCUCAUGCUAAAUAAUCCCGGUGGGGUCAGUGAACUAGAGCUUGGCAGUAUAGUGCGUGAAGUACAAACCAGUCUUGUUGAGAGACAAAUCAAGGUUCUCAGGGUGCUGAGCGGCAGCUUCAUGACCAGCCUGAACAUGCUAGGCUUCUCGAUCACUCUUCUCCUGCUCCCUACCACAUCCAGCCCUGGCACCAUCUCCACUCAGCUCUUCCUCGACCUCCUCGAUACGCCGACCAGCGCGCCUGGAUGGAAGUGGUCCUCAGGUCAACCGCCCCCGCCCAUCAUUGCAGCCCAAGAGGCUCCCCGUGCAGAUGUAGCCACAAGAGAGUUGGAGGGCAAGGCAAAAUUGCGCGCCGCGGAUCCUGGGGCAUUUGAUGCUGCUAUAGAGCGUGUAUGUCGAGCAUUGAAUGCCGCGGAGCCGGAGAUCACCAGAAUGGACAGUAUCGCAGGAGAUGGGGACUGUGGCUUGACUUUGCAGGCGGGGGCAACCGCCGUGCUUCAGGAGUUGAAGGAAGGGAAUGCGGGGGGUGUGGACAUCAUCGGCACCAUACUCACGGUCUCCAAUGUCGCCGCGGAUAAAAUGGGCGGGACGAGUGGCGCGCUCUACUCGUAUGUUACCUCGAUAUUUUUCUCCGCGCUCGCGCAAGGCCUUCAAUUCGCCGCAGCUACAGGCAUGUCGGACGUGGUCACUCAGGAGGUGUGGGCUCAGGCGCUCGCGUCCGCGCUGCGCAGCCUGUACACCUACACCCGCGCGCGACCGCCCUCGCGCACGCUCAUCGAUCCUCUCGCGGCUUUCGUCGACGCACUGUCCAGUCAUCCCAAUGAUCUCCGUGGGGCAGUUGCUCGCGCGGCUAAAGCAGCCGAGAAUACACGCGACGUCGAGGCCAAGGCGGGCCGGAGCGCGUACGUCGAGGGGGAUCGCCUGAAGAGCGAGCGCGUACCAGACCCAGGUGCCUGGGGGAUAAAGGUGCUGCUCGAGGCUAUCGUCGGCGCCUAGGUGCCUCGAUAUGCACACGGUCACGUCAUCUUGUUGCUGGAAUGGUGGGGGUGUCAUCGGACUUGAUGGACCUUGUUGAAGAUCAACACGUUUGUUGUAAGUUACUUGAUGCGAUAGGCUCUUCGAGAUGUACAACUUGCCACGGUGGAUUUAGGAGCAUGCCGUACCAG